Messenger RNA from Mollisia scopiformis, 729 nucleotides. RefSeq lists its product as uncharacterized. Lineage: Eukaryota; Fungi; Ascomycota; Leotiomycetes; Helotiales; Mollisiaceae. Bases 257 to 490 code for a protein of 77 amino acids. The transcript has 2 exons. The record is from RefSeq and is a predicted model, not a curated record.
GACGAAGAAUCAGAAAGUGAAAGAAAGGAAGGUUCUGGUGACGACUUGACAUAUUGUACUUCUUGGACUGGAUUAGUUGAGGACACAUACCUCGUGGAUAUUGAAAAAGAAAUCUGAAAAGAAAAGGAUAAUCAACCAGCAGAGCCGCAUCCACUUCCGGUCCUCCACCAAAAACAAAAGCAUCACUGCACGUGACCUCAAGUCCACCUUCAACACACUACCAAUUCUCCCCAGGACCUCAAACCAAGCACCCAAGAUGCUAAUAGCCCGCCGCUUCUCCGUCACGAACUUCGUGAUCGCCUCCUCGGCCCUCGCAUUCCAGGUCUUUGUACUGUACCCUUGGCAUCAGAGACUAGAUGAGGAUCUCGAGAGUUUGAAGAAGGAGCAUGUGAGAGUGCUGCAGGAGUUGAGAAAUGAGGUUAAGGUUGGGAGGGAGACGACUUUGGGGGAGAUUAGGGAGUUGAUUAAGGGUCGGGCCUUGAAAAAAUGAGUCGCUGGGAUUUGAGGUGGACUGGAAAGAAUGAGGAAGAAGGAUGGAUUGUGGAGAAGGGGAUAGGAAGGAGCACUUGCUUGUUAUUUGGGAGAUGGGCAGAAAGAUAUAUAAAUGUGGGGACAGAUUGCAAGGCAUCUGCAUAACUGGCGUUCUUAGACCUGUGCUGCUGCAUACAAUCAAGAGCUAAACAUAGAUCUGCAAAGAAAUUGUCAACAUUACCUCCAUGCUUUCCCCCG